This is a messenger RNA of Polypterus senegalus (gray bichir), 1175 nucleotides long. It is a transcript of the gene tmem223, whose product is annotated as transmembrane protein 223. Bases 125 to 1060 code for a protein of 311 amino acids. Gene Ontology annotation, biological process: nervous system development. Lineage: Eukaryota; Metazoa; Chordata; Cladistia; Polypteriformes; Polypteridae. The record is from RefSeq and is a predicted model, not a curated record. Gene Ontology annotation, cellular component: mitochondrion. The transcript is spliced from 2 exons.
UAGUAGGGCUUUACGUCCCUUACGGGUUGCCGUAGCGUACACGGAAGACGUUCGCAGCGUUCUGCCCGGGGCAUGUGUGUUGUUAUUUUAUAUUCCUUAUUCAGUAUUAACGUAAAACUGUAUAAUGCUUGUAUCAUGUACUCACGUCUCUAUAAGCAGACUCCAGCUUUUACCUUGGACUCGUCUAUUUAAUACCCGACGACUGAUGGCUACAGGGAAAUUACAGUUGACCUUGUUUCGUCCACCAAGCUUGUCCAAGUUGUUGAGUCGUGACAAGUGCGUUUUUGCGCUUUUUGCACGAAAGUGCUAUUUGCGUUUGAAAUACGAGCCGACACAGACAGUCAAAGCCUGCAGCUUCAGGGCGCCGCUGAGCCCCGCGUGGCGCUGCCUCGUGUCUCCGGCGAGCGGGGAGCAGACACCCGGCUCUCGUGCUUUUCUAAUUCAGCGCGUCGGCACGCAAUGGCGCAACCUUCACUCGAGUUCCGCGGCGAGGGCUGGUCUUCCUACGGAGGUGUCCCGGGAUGUGCUGCUUUUCGAGCACGAAAGGACUACAUUUUUCAGACUGCUAGGCUUUUUCUGUCUCGGCCAGUUUAUCUUCUGGACCUACCUUGCGCAUUUCGCCUUCACCACCCUGAAGGAAACAGGCUUCAAAGACACUGUUAUUGUAGGCGACGAAGGCAAGAACCUACCGAAACUUGGAGGAAUCUCGCUGAACCUGGGUUCAAAUAAAUGGCGAUACGGCUUUACUGCUUCUUGCUUCACUGUGGGUUCUCUAAUUCUUGCUGCUGGUGUGGCAUUUGCUCGACGCUCAGUAAGUCGGGUUGUUCUUCGGAAAGGAGGUCAAGAAGUCCAUUUCUCCACAUACUAUCCUUUUGGAAUGAAGUCAGAAUUCACUGUGCCACUGCGUCAUGUGUCCAGUGUAGCUCAUCGAGCUGAAGUUCCUUCAAUGAUACCGGUAAAGAUAAAAGGGCAUCCUCUCUAUUACCUGCUUGACAAGCAAGGACAACUGUAUAACCCUAAGCUCUUUGAUCUUACUGUUGGGGCCUAUAGAAAACUGUGAGCAAACUUCAACUGUAAAUGCAUUCAAGUUUAUGGUAUUUCUGAUAGAUGAUGCUGUCUUUAAAAUAUUUCCAUAAUUCUUUAUAUUUACAGAAUAAAGCCUGGGAAACAUGGAA